This is a messenger RNA of Schistosoma rodhaini, 4386 nucleotides long. The record is from the annotation of a GenBank genome assembly. Lineage: Eukaryota; Metazoa; Platyhelminthes; Trematoda; Strigeidida; Schistosomatidae.
CUCAAGGUGUGCAUGUAUUCACACUAACCAUGCAUAUAUCCUCUUUUGUUAACUGUUUGUGUAUAUUUGUUGAUUAUCAUCCGCGCAAUAUUUGUUGGUUGGUACUGCAAUCGCCGCGCGGAUUGAGUGCGUGGGGAUGAAUGCUGAGAUAGAACCUCAUAUAUUAAAAAUGUUCGAAAUUAAGAAAAGAAUAGGGAAAGGAGCUUAUGGAAUAGUUUGGAAAGCAUUAAAUAAAAAAACUAAAGAAACUAUUGCAUUGAAAAAAAUUUUUGAUGCAUUUCGUAAUCAAACUGAUGCACAAAGAACAUUUAGAGAGAUUGCAUUCCUUCAAAAUUUUGGUAAUCAUCCAAAUAUUGUACGAUUGUAUAAUGUAAUACGUGCAAGUAGUGAUAAAGAUAUCUAUUUAGUAUUUGAAUACAUGGAAACAGAUUUACAUAAUGUAAUUAAAAAAGGCAAUAUAUUAAAUGAUAUACAUAAACAAUAUAUUAUGUAUCAAUUAUUGAAAGCAACAGCUUAUUUACAUUCAGGUGAAGUAAUACAUCGUGAUCAAAAGCCAUCAAAUGUUUUACUAAAUUCAUAUUGUUUAGUCAAAUUAUGUGAUUUUGGUUUAGCUCGAUCAUUAAAAGGUCGUAAUAAAUAUGAAAAUGUCAAUGGUAAACUGAAUUGUAAAACCUUAUUACCAGCAUUAACUGAAUAUGUAGCAACACGUUGGUAUCGUGCACCAGAAAUUUUAUUAGCAUGUCAUAAUUAUACAAAAGGUGUUGAUAUAUGGAGUUUAGGUUGUAUAUUAGGUGAAAUGUUAAUUGGUACACCAUUAUUUCCUGGUACAUCAACAUUAGAUCAAAUUGAACGUAUUAUGGGUGCAUUACCUAAACCUACUAUAGAAGAUAUGGCCAGUGUAAAAAGUCCAUAUAGUUCAUCAAUUUUACAAAAAGCACAUAUCAAAAAUCGUCGUUCAUUAGAUCAAUUAUUAAUGAAUGUUGAUAAGACAGCAACUGAUCUUAUGUAUAAAAUGUUACAUUUCAAUCCACAUAAACGUAUAACAGCAUUGGAAGCUUUAAAACAUCCAUACGUUCGUAGAUUUUACUCUCCAAAUGAAAUAAUGAUCAUGAAUCAUCAUGUAACUCCACCGUUAGAUGAUAAUGUUCAAUUAACUGUUUCUGAAUAUCGUGAUCGUUUAUAUCAAAUGAUCAGUUCUAAGAAAACGAAUACAACAACAACAAUCAUGAUUCAGAAUGGUAUCAACAAAACAGAUUCUACCGAAAGAAGAAAUAUAAUCACUGGGAUUCCUCAACCCAUUACUUGCUCAACAUAUUCACAUCAUAAAAAACAAUCUACUACGAAACAUAAUCCAUCUUCUAAUCAUCAAACAACAAUAAUUAAGGGACAAGAUCAUCAUCAUGAUCUUCAGCAUCAUCAUCAACAACACCAGGAGCAACAACAACAACAAUCGAAUGAGAAGAACACUCCUCAAAGUCAUUGCGACGACACCAACUCUAGUAAAAAGAAUCAUGUAGUAUGUGUACAAGUGAAUCUAUUGCAUCAAGGGACACAAAAUCACUCAAUCAAUCAUGAUAAAGUGGCAAUUUUAACACCAAAAUUACCAGCGAUGUCAUCAGCUAAUGACAUUAAUAAUAAUAAUAAUAGUACGAAUUGCAAUAUUACUGGGUUCAAUAAUAAUGCCAAUCAAUUACACAAUGGUCAUCAUAUUAACGAUAAUAUUAAUGAUUAUGAUUAUGAUGACAACGUGAAUGAUGAUGAUAAUUAUAAUGUACUUCAUCGAUCAGCAUCAUCAUCGCUGCCGUCGGCGAUACCAUCUUUGACAGGAGCAGCUGUAAUGGCAAAGGCUACAACAAUUCCAUUAAAACAGCAAUAUCAAACACGAUCAUUAUCUCAAAAUUCUAAAACUAAUUCAAACUUAUCAACUAUUCAUUAUAGUCCAGUGAUUCGUUCGAAUUCAGUAAAUAAAAUGGCAAUGAAUGAUUAUCAAACGUCUAAAAGAUAUUUAACAAUUACACCAUUAUAUUAUCCAAAUCAAUUUAUCUCCAAAUUAGACGUUGUUAAAUCAACUCCAACUACCAAUCAACAGUCAUACAGUAAUCUAAAUUAUACUACUACUACUACUACUAUUAAUACUACUAAUCGUAGUAAAAGUAGUAAUAGUCAAUCAAGAUUAUCUAAACAAUCGAAUAGAAAUUCCAAUAAAAAUUCCCGUAUUACAACAUCUAAUUAUUAUUAUUAUACACCUAAUGGAAUAGAUAAUUCUUCUUCUUCAUUAUUAUUAUUACCUAAUUAUGGGAAUUCAUAUGAAAAUAUUAUGGUUAAUUCACAAAAACCCAUUGAUUUGAAUUAUUCUCCCCAACAUGAUAAUCGUUGUAAAUCAUCUCAACCAGAGAAUUUAUUCUUGGAUCAUGAAUAUGAAUAUCUUCAAGGAAUAAAUAAUCCAUAUGAAGAAAAUGAUACAAAUGAUUCUAUUAAUAAUUCCAGUCAAUAUUUCUUGAAUAAUGAGAAGUACUGUUCAACACCAAAUAUACAAGAACAUUUAUUCAAUAAUAUGAAUAUACAUAAAACUAAUCUAUAUAAGAAUGAAAUUUUAAAAGUUUCUUCAUCUACUACUACUACUACUACUACUACUACUGAAUUGUCAUCAAAAAUUGUACAGUCAACUAAUAGUAAUAUAUCUAAUAAUAUUAAAGAAACAAUAAUUGAACCUAUUACUUAUAAAUCAAUCGAUCAAAUUACACGUAAUCACAGUUGUCACGGUAACAGAAAUAAUAAAGAAACCAUAUUGAGUGAUACAAAUUCAACCAAACAACUAACUAAUGAAAAAAAUUAUGAAACUUCUUUUGUCAAUCUACAACAAAAUAGAAGAAAUAAUAAUAAUCCCCAAUCGAAUUAUGAAUCUUUAUCAUUAAUCAAUAUUAAUCAAAAAUUAAAACUUAUUCAAGGUUCAACUGAUAUACAAAAUUCAAUGUUUCAAUCUAAAAUAUCUACCUCAUUAAAUAAUCUUAAAAUGAAAUAUCAUCAUAAUCAAUCACAAUCACAGCCACAGCAACAACUUCAGCAGCCGCAGCCACAGGAACGACAACCUCAGCAGCAGAAUGAUCGAAGACGUCAAUCAGAUCAUAAUGGAUCCAAGUAUAAUUGUAUGAAUCAGUUAAUGAAUCAAUCAAAUCAUAAUUCUAAUUAUCAAAAAACAAUAAAAGACAAAAAUGAUUUAGAUCCUCAUUUAUAUCAUAAAUCCAUUGAACCACCAUUAAGACAAUAUACUUUAUCUCAUUCUUCACCAUUGAUAAAUCAAGGCAGUUUAUCCAUAAAACGACAAUAUUCUGAAUUACUUUCAUUGAAUUCAUAUACUACUACUAAUACUACUAAUAAUACUACUAACAAUACAUCUCAUUUACCUUAUUAUAAUCAUGAUCAAUUCAAAUCCAAUGAAAAACCCUAUCAAAUGAAUACAGCAAUUAUUACUACUACUAAUACUACUAAUAAUAGUAAUAGUAAUAUAGUUCAUAUUGGUGAUCCAUCAAAUAACCUUUUACCUCAACAACAACAACAACAACAAUAUCCUAAUCGAUUGAUUUCCUUAAAUAUUAUUCCAAAUGAUCAAAAACAUCAUCAUCCAUCAUAUUUGUCAACAUUGAAUUCUAUAAAAAGUAGUACAAAUUUUAAAUGGAAUAAUAAAAAAAAUAAUCGAUAAUAUUUCCCAUUGGGUAAUGAUGUAUGGAUACAUUUCAUUAUUACGUAAUAGAAGAUUUGAUAAUAGAAACUAGAAUAUAAAGUCUUUUCAUAAUAUACUACUUGCUUACUUACUUACUCACCGACUCACUUACUCACUCACUUACUAACUAACUAACUAACUUACUUACUUACUCACUUACUCACUCACCUACUUACUUACUUACAUACUUACAUACAUACAUACAUACAUACUUACUUACUUACUUACUCACUUACUUACGUACUUAGGCCUGUCACCCCUCCUUCUCAAUGGAGCAUAGAGCCACCGACUAGUAUUCUUCACUUCAUUCUGUUCUGAAGCUUCCCUUCGAAUUCUAUUCCAUUUAUGUUCAUGUUUCUAUUUAUAUUUUAUAUAAAACUUAUUAAUUGUAUGUAUCUAUAUGAUAAUAUAAAAUUAUUAUACUACUGAAUAGAAAAGAUUCAAAUCUUCAAUAUGUAUUUAUCUUCAUUAUAUGUAUUCUUAGGUUGCUAUUCCUUCUUCUCCUUCUAUCAUUUGUACUUCUUUAGGAAUUCAUUGUACUAUGGUAACUUGAUAUGACUGUAUAUAUAAACAUAAACAUAUACGUAUACACACAUAUAUGUACCAAUUUGAACAUGGUAACUGAUUAGUUUAAAUAUUAAUAUAAAUAUACAUUUUGUAAUAUC